UAUGAAUACAAAAUAGACACAAAAUGGCUGGAAAGGAAUUCUUAAGACAGCUGAACAUGUGCAAUGGCCAUACUCCAAGAUCCAUUUUCUUCGCGGAGGCAUGUGUGAAAUAAAUACGCGUUAUUUUUAAUAGGAUAUUUUAACUUAAUAUCGUCUCUAAAAUUAAUUUAAUGAAUCAGAAUGUGAAAUCUAGGCCAUUCUGUCUCUAAAUAUGCAAUAAUGUCGGAUUGCGUUCAGUAUAGGCUUUAUACACGGGUCAAGCAAAUACGACACGACCAAAUAUCUCCAUAUAGUACCUUUUGUUUGGUGCGUCUCAAUAAAUAAUCUGCAUAGUUUUCACGCAGGAUAUGGUCGGCCAUUUUGUUGUGGCCUUUAAGAUGAAAAACAUUAAACUUGUCGUAAAUUCUAGGCGAUAUCUAUGAAAAAUGCGAAAGGUUGGGUGUUAUUUUUAUGCAAACGAGCGUUAACCAAUGUGUCAGUGUACAACGUGUACACAUGCCAUGUUUGAAGGGAAGAACAUUCAUUAUUCCAGCGUAGAUAAUAAACCAUUAUGCUCCUUUAGCACAAAAGUCUGUAAUCAGCGGCGAUUAAAUGGCUACGCUUUCUGUGUCCGCCACAUCCUGGAGGAUUUUACGGCACCCUUCAAGAGGUGUGGUUAUGUGGCCAAGUCGAGUAAUCAGAUGUGCACACAGCCCAUACCUAAAAAUGAAGAAAGAAUAUAUUGUAAUAACCACAUGCAAGUACUGGGAAUGCUGCCGAAGAAAGAAAGAAAACCGAAAAAGGAAAAAGAUAAUAAAAAUGCCAAUAAGGAUUCUAAACUGUCGUUCGGUGAUCGCGUCAAGACAAAGUUUAACGUAAAGAAAAGUGUUGGUGUUACGAAACCUAAAACGGAGAAUAUCAGUGUUAACAUCGAUGAUCCGUAUGAUCCAUACGCGUUCUCCGAUCCUGUGGCGGAAACUCCAUGCAUGUUAUCAAAUAGUAGUAGUAGCAGCUUACCUAGUCCUAAUACAGAAAUCAAAUCAGUGCCACCCAGUCCUGGCUACGUUCCACCUAAAACCCCAUCAAAUGAAGGCACGUCUACAAUUGCAAAACUUUAUCCGGAACUGGCUGAAAAGUUGGAAAAAAUUAAACCGAAAACUGUGGAACCAAAAGUUAAAAGUCGGAUGCGUAAUUCUCACAAUAUGAAAUUCAACAAAUUACAGACUAAAAUUGCUCAAAAUAGAAUCAAAGACAAAUUACGUAAAUCUCAAGAAAACAGCCAUUUUAAUGAAGGACUACAGACAUUACAAGCUAGAUCUAAUCUAGAGUCUGUGACUAGUAGUACGGUGAUUAAUAAUAGUAAUACUAAUAAUAAUAUAAAUUAUAGUGAUGAACAAGUCAGAUUCCCGAUGGUACCUCCACCAUAUAAUGGUAGUGUGAUACCACCACCUCUUGUAGGGGCUUCCCCUCACUUACUAGGUUAUAAAACAACAGACCAUCCAAAUAUACAACAGAUACCACAAGAACCCCAUGGAUUACCUCCCCCUUAUCCACGGGUCGCUUGCGGACAGCCGUAUGGAGUACCCAGGACGUCUAACGUGGUCGUGCACAGUAAUGAUCAACACCCUGUGAUUGCCGCGCCCGCGCUUACACCAGCGCCUGUCGUUCCAUGUGCUGCGGCUCCGUAUAACCUCCCACCUCCACCCCCGUAUAUACCGCCCAAGCCACCAAAAAGACCCCCCUCUCCUGUGUUACCAGUAUUAUGCGAGAAACCUCAGCGUUUAAAGUGUUUAUUGUUAGAGAAAGAAGCAAAACGAAGACUUAAACGGGAUAGUUCUGUGAAAUAUUAUUCUUUCCAUGCUCGAAGAAAAAUUAGUAAUCAUAUUCUUAUUAAUCAAGGUAUCUGUAGUUCCGAUGAAGAGAGUGAAGACGAGGAUGUUGACAUGUUACCAUGGCAACCAAACUGGUUCUGUCCGUCAUCAGAUGAUGAUAAUAACGAUGAGGAUGAACCAGAUGAGGAUUUCUCUGAUUUACGUACAACAAAGUUAGCGCUGUUACGAUCUAGGUUAAGACGUCAGUGUCAUCAGUGUCGUACUGCGACUAGAGGUAACACAACCGUCAAGAAAUCUAGCAAUCUGGAAGUUUUAGCUUUAAUUAAAGCCGCUAAAGAAGAACCAAGAGCGUCUGUGAGGUGUAUACAGGAAAUUCUCAGGAAACCCAGAAAAGCGAUUGAUAAGUGA
Molecule: messenger RNA, 2219 nt
Organism: Patella vulgata (common limpet)
Lineage: Eukaryota; Metazoa; Mollusca; Gastropoda; Patellidae
Product: arp2/3 complex-activating protein rickA
Exons: 5
Coding region: 471-2219 (582 amino acids)
Cellular component (GO): nucleus
Source: RefSeq, a predicted model, not a curated record